This is a messenger RNA of Trametes versicolor FP-101664 SS1, 1633 nucleotides long. RefSeq names its product ornithine-oxo-acid aminotransferase. The record is from RefSeq and is a predicted model, not a curated record. Lineage: Eukaryota; Fungi; Basidiomycota; Agaricomycetes; Polyporales; Polyporaceae. Gene Ontology annotation, molecular function: pyridoxal phosphate binding; identical protein binding; L-ornithine transaminase activity. The coding region runs from base 34 to 1467 and encodes 477 amino acids. Gene Ontology annotation, cellular component: cytoplasm. The transcript is spliced from 12 exons.
GCGCAUACCCCGCAGAAUCACAGCUUACCCAACAUGGCCCCUUCCGCGACUACGCACACUGCUGUCACAACCGCUUCGAAUGAUGCAGGGAAGUACGCCCCAAAGGCGAGCGGCAACACCCUCGGAAAUGGGCGCACUCCCGCGCACAUCUCGUCGGCGGAGGUAAUCAGUCUGGAGCACCAGUACGGAGCGCACAACUAUCACCCGCUUCCUGUGGUCUUCGAAUCCGCGAAGGGCGCGAAAGUAUGGGACCCCGAGGGCAAGGAGUACAUUGACAUGCUCUCCGCGUACUCGGCUGUCAAUCAGGGUCAUUGCCACCCCAGGAUCGUCGCCGCCCUCGUUGAGCAGGCACAGAAGCUCACCCUGUCUUCUCGCGCCUUCUACAACUCUGUCUUCGGCCGGUUCGCCCAAAAGAUCACCGACAUGUUCGGCUACGACAUGGUGCUCCCCAUGAACACGGGCGCGGAGGCUGUGGAGACCGCCCUCAAGCUCGCCCGCAAGUGGGCAUACGAAAAGAAGGGCGUCGCCGACGACCAGGCGAUCAUCUUCAGCGCGGCGGGCAACUUCCAUGGCAGAACGCUCGGCGUAAUCAGCAUGAGCACUGAUCCGGAAAGCCGUGGCGGCUUUGGGCCAUACCUGCGUGCCGUCGGUCCGGAGUACGAUGACAACGGCGUGGUGAAAACGAUUCGCUACGGCGAGAUCUCGGAUCUGGCGCGUGCGCUGGAGCUGCAUGGGAAGAACACGGCAGCUUUCCUGGUGGAGCCCAUUCAAGGUGAAGCCGGUAUCGUUGUACCUCCCGAGGGCUACUUGGCAGCCGCGAAAGAUUUGUGCAAGAAGCACAAUGUUCUGUUUAUCUGCGAUGAGAUCCAGACCGGUCUCUGCCGGACAGGCAAGCUGCUGUGCUGCGAGCACGACAACAUCCGCCCGGAUGUUAUUCUGCUUGGGAAGGCCCUCUCUGGCGGAGUCUACCCCGUUUCCGCCGUGUUGGCGGAUCGCGAUGUGAUGCUCUGCAUCCGCCCCGGCGAGCAUGGCAGCACAUACGGCGGCAACCCCCUCGGAUGCGCCGUCGCGAUGACCGCCCUCGAUGUCCUCGUGGAGGAGAGCCUCUCGCAGCGGGCGGAGAUCCUCGGCGAGAAAUUCCGCUCGGCGAUCCGCGCAUUCAACUCCCCGCUCGUGAAGGAGGUCCGGGGCCGCGGCCUGCUCAACGCCGUCGUCAUUGACGAGGAGAGCAGCUCGACGGGCUGCACCGCCUGGCAGCUGUGCCUGCUCCUCAAGAGCAGGGGCGUGCUCGCGAAGCCCACGCAUGUGAACAUCAUCCGGUUCGCGCCGCCGCUGGUCAUCUCGGAGGAGGACAUGAUGAAGGCGGUGGAGAUCAUCCGGUCGUCCCUCGAGGACCUCGACAAGCUCCAGGACAUCCCCGGGGAGGUCGAGAGCGAGAAGGGGCACAAGGACACGAUCACGAACUGAGGCCGGACCGCGCGAUCCAUGCAUACACAGACGGACAUUGCCGCUCUGCGGCGUUUCAACAACACCCUGUAGCUCUAGCAUCAGCCCCCCGGACGCGAUCGCUAUGUACUGUAGCAAGUCAGCCACCCAUGUAUGGCCAUCAUCUUCGCAUUCACAUGAAGAGCCC